Molecule: messenger RNA, 3036 nt
Organism: Drosophila navojoa
Lineage: Eukaryota; Metazoa; Arthropoda; Insecta; Diptera; Drosophilidae
Product: PHD finger protein 12
Biological process (GO): negative regulation of transcription by RNA polymerase II
Cellular component (GO): nucleus; Sin3-type complex
Molecular function (GO): transcription corepressor activity; protein binding
Source: RefSeq, a predicted model, not a curated record
UUUGGUUUCAGCUCUUCCAAGCUAACAAAAUCUUGGUAACGAAAAAUUUAAUAAAGAUGUCAAAAGCCGACCAGGACCCAAAUGGUUCGCUAAGCAUAAUGGAGCAAAUUAAGAUUUUGAUCAAACCGCCGCCCAAUGAGGAAGAGAAAAUGAUACAGCGCACCACGAACACGAAGCAUCCAUAUUAUAGACGACCAGGACGCGGACAUAACCACGACUUGUGCGACGCCUGCGAGGAGGGCGGCAAUUUGCUCUGCUGCGACCGUUGUCCAUCCAGCUUCCAUUUGCAAUGCCAUGAUCCUCCACUGAACGAGGAGGACAUACCCAGUGGACAGUGGCUGUGCCAUAGCUGUCGUAUGGCCAAAGUUUCACAGCCAACGUCCUCGUCAAAGGCCAGCUCCGUGGAACGUGUGCCCUCGGGAGGCAGCGGAUCCCGCGCGAAUACCCCAUCCUCGGGAGAGUUGGAGUCCAUUCCGCUGAAAAUUCGUAAUUUACGCAAGCGCAGCAAUAGUGAACGAAAUAGUACCGAGAAGUUGCUCUCGAAAAUGCCGCUGGCCAUACAGCGUGCGCUGGAUCCAAACCGAAAGCCGACGCCACUGGACGAUGUAAUUCGCGCCGCCAGCAUGCUGAAUCCGCAGCAAUUCUCGCUGCCACCUGAGCUGGAGCUGCACACCCAGUUCCCGGGCAAUGGCAAAGUGCAGCCGGUGCAGCAGCCACACACCGGCACAGGCAACGGGCAUCGCAAGCCCAGCAAUCAGCGACGCAAUUCCAAGCCAUUCGAACUGGAUGCACAGGGUCUGGUGCCACUGCCGGCCAAGACGUGCUUUUAUUGCACGCGCAGCUGCAAGCGAGCGCCGCUCAUCUCGUGCGACUAUUGCCCGCUGUAUUAUCAUCAGGAUUGCCUGGAUCCGCCACUGACCGCACUGCCCGCCGGCCUCUGGAUGUGCCCUAAUCAUGUAGAGAAUUUCAUUGACGCCAACAUGACGAACAGCAUUUCGGCCACGGAGCGCGUCCGCCUGUGGAAUCGCUUUCAUCAGCCGCUCGAUCACGAAAACGUUAAGAUGGAGUUCUUCAGGCGCGUGAACACGCGCAAUCCGCCAUUCCGUCUGAAGCUGGCGAUGCGCGGCCGCGCCCACAUCGAUGUGCCGGCCAUCGUGCGUUACCACUACGAGCAUCCGCCGGCUCUGCUGCCGUCGAUGAGGCAAACGCUGCGCUACGAUCGCGUGAAGCGGCGCAAACAGUUGCCCACUGCCGUGGAGGAAAUCUCCCGAGAGAGUGUGACCGAGUCGCUGCUCAAGGAUCUGGAGGCCUUGCGCUGUGCGCGUGCCAAGUUCCGGGAAAUCCAGAAGGAACUGGGCCGCACUCCACUCGAUGGCAGCCUCAGCGACAGCGACAUGGAGAGCGUCACCGAGCAGCAGCAGCAACAACCGCAACAGCAGGAGAGUAACGGGCUGGUGGAAACGCCCAAGAUGGAAGUCACGGAUGAGCGAGCUGCAGAUAGUCUAAAAGCAAACAAUGUGCAGAAGGAGACAACCGGAGAUGAGCCGAAGCUAUCCAAUAGUUGCCAUGGUCAGGGCCACGGCGAGAGCAUGGAGCUCAGUUAUGAGGAGGACGAGGAGGAGUGCAAGGCGAAUGUCGUCAUCGAUGCGGAUCUGUGCCAUCUGGAUGUGGAUCUAAUCAAGAAGCUGGCCCAUCAGCGCCUGCAGCAACUGGUCCAGGAGCAUCCAGAGAUCGUGACACAGUAUAAGAAUCGGACGGCAGCACGACGUUUGCGACAGCUCUCGGCGGUCGUGCAGCCGGCGGACCAGAGCAUAGCGCUUCAGGGCGAUCUGGCACCCGAGGAUAUGCGUCGCUUCUCAUUGCUAUUCACCAGCGAAACCUCCUCGAUUCUCGCCCAGAAGAACGGCAAUGCCGCCGACGAGGAUCCGAUGAUGGCGCUGCAUCCGGCGCUGGCAACAGCCGCUGCCAUCGCUGCGGCAGAUACGGCAGCUGAGAGCUAUGUGCCGCGCGAGCGCAGUGACACCGAGAAGGCAUACGAGCUGGCCACGCGGCUGGAACUGAAGCUGUUGCAGUGCAAGGUGCGGGCGCGGGCGGUCCUCACGCCACUGGGCGACAUGCUCGAGGAUAGUCGCUGGUUCAACACUCUCGGCCUGGAGCAGUCAAUUUUCAUGCGUUACCGCACCCUGUAUAUCGGCUAUGGCGGCCACUACACGCCCUCGACGACGCUGGCUCAUACGGAGACAGUGGAUCUAUCCGCGAUUGGCUAUUGCUCGCGCAUCUCGCCGCAGCACGCAAUCAUCUUCUACGAUGAGUUCACCAAGUCAUACGAGCUGAUCAACUACUCCGAGUUCGGCACCGAGGUCAAUGGUCAGCUGUACACGUGCGAUUUAACCGAAUACGCGCCGACGCAUGCUGGCAAACGGAUGCGCCCGGAUGAUGCGGAGCUGAAGCGUCGCGUCGACGAUCUGCUUGACAAACGGCGGCACAUUCAGCGUCAGUACAGCGAACCCAAACGGGAGACGCACGAGAGGCUGGCUCCUAUCAUGAAACACGCCUGCCGCUGCCAAACCGCCCCACCGGUGCCCAUGGUUCCUGGCGCCUGGGAGGGCUCCGCUGUGCUGGCCCACGGCAGUCUCCUGCGUUUCGGCUGUCUCUCCUUCGUCUUCUCGGUGCCCUCCACGGACAUGUCAUGCGGGCGACUGAUCAGUGCCAAGUGAAGGACGCAAUGAAUCCGCCAAUUGCCAGUACCGCAGAGAAGUUCAAACUAUAUUUAUAUACUCCAAGCAGCAGCUAGCACAUACAUAUUUACAUCCAAUUCAAUCUCAGUGAUUGAGAAAUCACACACAGGCCGAAGUCCUGAUUGCCGGGAAUAUUCCAUUUUCCCCUCAAAACAACAACAAUAACCAGAGAGAAAUUUACAAACUAUUCUAUACCUAGAAUUUAGCUUAAGUUUGGGCGCAGUGUGAGUAAAACGUACGAUAAAGACAGAGAGAGAGAGAGAGAGAGAAUGAGGAUAGAGAGAGAAAGCGCGCGAGC